ACUUGUGUUCUGUUCUGUUAGAGAAGAUAAGAAGAUACUACUGGCUUGACUAUUGACCAAACCAAGUACACUCUUUUUGUAAGUAGGUCCUGCAUGGGGUGAUGUAUUAUUCAGUGAAAAGAUUUUGAUCAGGAAAGGAGAAAAUAAAUGUAUUAACCUUAGCUACGAGGGCAGAAAUAUUUGAAGAAACCAAGAGAGAAAUCCAGUGAGAACCGUUAAUAAGGAAAUGGAGGAAAUAAAAGAAAAGAAAGAGAUUCAAAGAGAGAAGGAACGAGAAGAAGAUGAAGAACAAAAUAGCGAAUUGGUGUCGAGGAGAGUUCAAGAACCAUGGACAAGACAAAUAACGUUAAGAGGAGUUUUUGUGAGCAUUGUGAUUGGAAGUAUAUUCAGUAUCAUAGUAAUGAAAUUAAACCUCACAACUGGUAUAGUCCCUCAUCUCAACGUUUCUGCUGCACUUCUCGCCUUUGUGUUUAUCAGGACAUGGACAAAACUUCUUCAAAAAGCUGGUUUUGUAACAAGACCUUUCAGUAGGCAAGAGAAUACCAUGAUACAAACCUGUGCUGUUGCAUGUUAUAGCAUAGCUGUUGGAGGUGGAUUUGCUUCUUAUCUUCUGGGUUUAAACAGGAAGACAUACGAAUUAUCAGGGGUGAAUACUGAAGGAAACUCAGCAGGUGAUGUAAAGGAGCCUGGAUUUGGUUGGAUGACUGCCUUCCUUUUUUUAGUCUGCUUUAUUGGGCUCUUUGUACUAAUUCCACUCAGAAAGGUCAUGAUAAUUGACCUUAAGUUGACUUAUCCAAGCGGCUUGGCUACUGCAGUUCUCAUCAAUGGCUUCCAUACCCGAGGCGAUGAGAUGGCCAAGAAACAAGUGCACGGAUUCAUUAAGUACUUUUCUAUCAGUUUCUUCUGGGGAUUUUUUCAGUGGUUUUUCUCAGGGAAAGAAGACUGCGGAUUUUCGCACUUUCCCACUUUUGGGUUGCAAGCCUUGAAACAGACAUUCUACUUUGAUUUUAGCCUGACCUUCAUUGGAACAGGAAUGAUCUGUCCCCAUAUAGUGAAUCUGUCUCUUCUUCUUGGAGCUGUACUCUCAUAUGGACUAUUGUGGCCACUUAUCAAUCUGCUUAAAGGAGAUUGGUUUCCUGAGAAUUUGGAAGAAACUAACAUGAAGAGUUUAUAUGGUUAUAAGGUCUUUCUAUCUGUUGCUCUCCUCUUAGGAGAUGGACUUUACACUUUCCUCAAGAUAAUGUUUGUGACUGGCUUCAGCAUUCUUCACAGAUUGAAGAGCAAGAAGCUUAAUACAGCAAGAGAAAGCUAUGAGCCAAAAGAAAAUCCAAAACAAGAUCAAAUUUUCAUCAGAGAAAGCAUACCCAUGUGGGUAGGUUUGGUGGGAUACAUCACUUUAGCCACCAUAUCAAUAAUUGUCAUCCCAAUCAUGUUCCCUCCCCUCAAAUGGUACUAUGUUGUGGUGGCUUACAUGCUUGCACCAUCUCUAGCAUUCUGCAACGCUUAUGGAGCUGGUCUCACUGACAUUAACAUGGCUUAUAAUUAUGGGAAAGUAGCGCUGUUUGUGUUAGCAGCAUUGUCUGCAAAAGAACAUGGAGUGGUAGCAGGACUUGCUGGGUGUGGUUUGAUAAAAUCUGUUGUAUCUGUUUCUUGCAUUCUGAUGCAAGAUUUCAAAACAGCUCAUUUAACUCUAACAUCUCCUAGAGCAAUGUUUGUAAGCCAAGCUAUUGGGACGGCAAUAGGGUGCAUAACAGCUCCACUUAGUUUCUUUCUGUUUUACAAGGCAUUUGAUGUGGGUAAUCCUUAUGGAGAUUUCAAAGCUCCUUAUGCCUUAAUCUACAGAAACAUGGCUAUUUUAGGUGUUGAAGGAUUCUCAGCCUUACCUCAACAUUGCUUGCAACUUUGUUAUGGUUUCUUUGCAUUUGCAGUCGGUGUAAAUGUCGUGAGAGAUUUCGGAACAGCUAAAAUAGGAAAGUGGAUGCCACUGCCAAUGGCCAUGGCAGUGCCGUUUCUUGUUGGAGCCUACUUUGCGAUUGACAUGUGCUUGGGGACGUUGAUUGUUUUUAUAUGGCAAAAACUUAAUGCAAAUAAGGCUGAGCUGAUGGUCCCAGCUGUGGCUUCCGGGUUGAUUUGUGGAGAGGGACUGUGGGUUCUCCCUGCUUCAAUUCUUGCCUUGGCUAAAGUAAAUCCUCCGAUCUGCAUGAAAUUUCUUCCCUCCUAAAUCACCUAUCCAUUGUACUAUCAUUAUACUAUUUACUUCAUGCUCAUGGAUAAAAUUUGUAACUUAUUUUCUUUUCAGGUGAUAUUAUAGAAUUCGAACAAAUACAAUUGAGUUAAAAA
Molecule: messenger RNA, 2340 nt
Organism: Carica papaya (papaya)
Lineage: Eukaryota; Viridiplantae; Streptophyta; Magnoliopsida; Brassicales; Caricaceae
Gene: YSL1
Product: YELLOW STRIPE like 1
Biological process (GO): response to iron ion; seed development
Cellular component (GO): plasma membrane
Molecular function (GO): iron-nicotianamine transmembrane transporter activity; oligopeptide transmembrane transporter activity
Source: RefSeq, a predicted model, not a curated record